AUGGGUGAGCUUGUAAAUGCUGCAAGAACAUUAGGUGAAACAGGAAAUUUUGUAGAUGGUUUUAAAAGACUUGUUUCAAAUGUUUUAACAAACACAAAGAAAUUAUUUAGAUAUACCAUACAUAACGGUCAGAUUUUCGAACAGAUAGCAACAAACCCUCCGGUUAUGGCUGCGUUGAUGAUGGUUAGAGAUAUAAAACCACGUAACGACGGGAACGAAGAACAUGAACAACAGGAUACUGGUCGGGUUAUUCGAGACAUUAAAAACGUGUAUCCUGAAGUUAUUGAUUUAUUUAGAGGAGUUAAUGAUUCAAUUUCAAAACAUUCUAUAACCCUCGAUGAAGAGAAUAAAUUAACAGAUUAUAUAUUCGUCAUUAUUGCAGAAUUAAUGAAGAGAAUAAAUGAAAAAGGAAUUGGUGAUAUCAUUAAUGUCAGCGAUGUAAUGAUGAAAAGAAAUUUUGACUCAUUAUUUACAAAACCGAAAACAGAAUAUAGUCUUUAUGACGUAAUUACCGAAUUAAUGAAAAAGAUUAAUGAUAAUAAGAGUUCUGGCGGAAGAGUUGAAUUAGAAGUGAAUGAUGUUAAUGAGAAAUUAGCCGAAAAAGCAGACAAAAAUGAGCUUUUAGCUCUGAGUGAUAAAGUCAAGAACCACGUUCAUUAUAUAACUUCAGACGAACAGAUUAUAACGGACUACCAUGGAUAUUUAACACGAAGUGAUGAAGUGAAGACGGAAGACCCCAAUGAAAGAAGAUAUAAAUACAUUCGUGCUAAAGGUUAUGACAUAAGCUGUACUGUACAGUAUGACACGGGUAAAGCACCAGAAGCAUUUAGUUAUAACGAUGAAAUUUAUGCCUCUACUUUCUCUGUUAAAGGUGUAUUAGUUGAACCAAGAUUUACUUUGAGAGUUAAGUCAAAAAUAACGUUUGAAGAUGCUAUUAAAAGUAAAGCUGACAAAGUUGAACUCGAAGCAAUGAACAAAGUUUUGAAAUCUCAUAAACACAACAUCUCCGAUAUAAAUGAACUUCAAGCUACAUUAGACAGUAAAGCCGACAAGAACCAUACACAUAAAUCCUUCACUACUGUUAGAGCAGACGACAUAAUAUUGAACUAUACCCUUGGUUCAAGUGCACCUUUAGAGAAUCCAAGUACAAGCGUAAAAGAUACACUAAACUCCUUAAAUAGUAAAUGUAUGAACAUUGAAGGUCAUGUCAGAAACUUUGAAACACAUGAACUACCAGCAAUGUUAGAUAAAAAAGCAGAUAAAACUUAUGUGGAUGCAGAACUAACAAAGAA
Molecule: messenger RNA, 1292 nt
Organism: Trichomonas vaginalis G3
Lineage: Eukaryota; Parabasalia; Trichomonadida; Trichomonadidae
Product: keratin-associated protein family
Exons: 1
Source: RefSeq, a predicted model, not a curated record